AUGGCUAUGAGCGACGUAGAACAGGUCGAGACCGAGGUAGAACAGGUCCAGACCCAGGUAGAAGAGGUGGAGACCCAGUUAGAACAGGUGGAGACCCAGGUAGAACAGGUGGAGACCCAGGUAGAACAGGUCGAGACCCAAGUAGAACAGGUAGAGAUCCAGGUAGAACAGGUGGAGUCCCAGGUAGAACAGGUGGAGACCCAGGUAGAACAGGUGGAGUCCCAGGUAGAUCAGGAGUCCCAGGUAGAACAGGUCGAGACCCUGGUAGAACAGGUGGAGUCCCAGGUAGAACAGGUCGAGACCCAGGUAGAACAGGUCGAGUCACAGGUAGAACAGGUGGAGACCCAGGUAGAACAGGUGGAGACCCAGGUAGAACAGGUCGAGACCGAGGUAGAACAGAUCGAGACCCAGGUAGAAUAGGUGGAGACCCAGUUAGAACAGGUGGAGACCCAGGUAGAACAGGUGGAGACCCAGGUAGAACAGGUCGAGACCCAAGUAGAACAGGUCGAGAUCCAGGUAGAACAGGUGGAGUCCCAGGUAGAACAGGUGGAGACCCAGGUAGAACAGGUGGAGUCCCAGGUAGAACAGGUCGAGACCCAGGUAGAACAGCUCGAGACCCAAGUAGAACAGGUGGAGAUCCAGGUAGAACAGGUGGUGUCCCAGGUAGAAUAGGUCGAGACCCAGGUAGAACAGGUAGAGACCCAGGUAGAACAGGUGGAGACCCAGGUAGAACAGGUCGAGACCCAGGUAGAACAGGUCGAGACCCAAGUAGAACAGGUCGAGACCCAGGUAGAACAGGUGGAGACCCAGGUAGAACAGGUGGAGUCCCAGGUAGAACAGGUCGAGACCCAGGUAGAACAGGUCGAGACACAGGUAGAACAGGUGGAGACCCAGGUGGAACAGGUGGAGACCCAGGUAGAACAGGUCGAGUCCCAGGUAGAACAGGUCGAGACCCAGGUAGAACAGGUGGAGUCCCAGGUAGAACAGGUCGAGACCCAGGUAGAACAGGUCGAGUCACAGGUAGAACAGGUGGAGACCCAGGUAGAACAGGUGGAGACCCAGGUAGAACAGGUCGAGACCGAGGUAGAACAGGUCGAGACCCAGGUAGAAUAGGUGGAGACCCAGUUAGAACAGGUGGAGACCCAGUUAGAACAGGUCGAGACCCAGGUAGAACAGGUGGAGACCCAGGUAGAACAGGUCGAGUCCCAGGUAGAACAGGUGGAGAC
Messenger RNA from Salvelinus fontinalis (brook trout), 1226 nucleotides. RefSeq names its product variable charge X-linked protein 3B-like. The record is from RefSeq and is a predicted model, not a curated record. The coding region runs from base 1 to 420 and encodes 139 amino acids. The transcript is spliced from 3 exons. NCBI's taxonomy places the organism in Eukaryota, Metazoa, Chordata, Actinopteri, Salmoniformes, Salmonidae.